Hevea brasiliensis (rubber tree) is the source of this 638-nucleotide messenger RNA. Its product is annotated as embryo-specific protein ATS3A. Lineage: Eukaryota; Viridiplantae; Streptophyta; Magnoliopsida; Malpighiales; Euphorbiaceae. Gene Ontology annotation, molecular function: protein binding. The coding region runs from base 48 to 605 and encodes 185 amino acids. The record is from RefSeq and is a predicted model, not a curated record. The transcript is spliced from 2 exons.
CUUGGGCUUGCAUCUUUGUGUUUUAAGCUCAAGAGGUCCAUCUGGAAAUGGAGAGUUGCAGAGGUUUGUUCUUUACCUUUUGCUUGUUUUUGCUUGCUUUACUGGCAGGAUGUGAAAGUCUACCGCCUCAAAAGAAGGGAAAUUGCAGCUAUGCAAUUACAAUAGAAACAACAUGUACAAAGGGAGCAGAAACCUCAAAUCAUGUUAGACUGAGAUUUGGUGAUUCAAAAUCUAAUGACAUUGUAGUGCACCACCUGAACAACAAGCACAUAAGAAAGUUGGAUCCAUUGCAACCUGAGGUGCUUGAUGAUAUGCCAAGGAAACCAUUCCAAGCUUGCAUGGUAGACCAAUUUCAAGUCACAGGGCAAUGUGUGGAGUCACCAGUUUGCUACCUGUAUCUAAAAUUGGCUGGAACAGAUGAUUGGCGACCAGGUUUUGCUCAAGUUAGGGUUUUGGAGAGGUCUCAUCUUAGCUCAGAUUAUUUCUAUUUCCGUCGGUACCUGCCUAGGCAUGUGUGGCAUGGUUCUGAUGUGUGUGACAAAGAGGUCACUCCUUUUGGGAUCAAACAUAAAAGGAAGGUCUUUGUAGAGAAGCCAGCUAAUUAAAUAAAUAAAUGGUCCAAUAAUUAUGAGGUUUAA